AUGUUGGUCGCGGUCCAUCUCCGCCAUGGCUUGCGCCUGUUGGUGCCAUUGGCGAUAGCCUGCACCGUUUACCUCUACCUCUAUCCCGUCUUCAACGGAUGCGCGUUUCCAGUCGAAUCGAGGGAUCCCUCCGAAGCCUUUGAUAAGACGAAGAAGCUGCACUGGCCAUAUGCAGCUUCUCAGGAAGAGCACACGCUGCCCCAGCUCGCGCCGUUCCGCCUGCUGGCGCUCGGCGAUCCUCAGCUCGAGGGGGAAACGUCGGUUCCCAUUGCCUAUCUCGGCAUACUUCCUCACUUAAAGAGCUUGGCGCGGCGUCUGACAUUUCAGAUUGAGCACCCCUUUCUUCGGGAUCGCAUUCGCAUGAUUCUGCACGACGUCAUCGAUGUCGUUCUCGAAGACAUCCCCAACAUUUUCGAAUCUCUUCGCAAGCGCUUCGAUCUCUUCGGCAACGACUUCUACCUCGCGCACAUCUACCGAACGCUCCAUUGGUGGUCGCGUCCGACCCAUGUGUCUGUUCUCGGUGAUCUCCUUGGCAGCCAGUGGAUAGAAAAUACCGAGUUUGAGCAAAGGGGCCGGCGCUUCUGGAACAGGACGUUCAAGGGCGGAGAAAGGGUGCCAGACCACGUUGCCAUGUUCCCCGCUCAGGAGUACAACAUAUCCGGCACCCUGGACGGGUCUCCCGAACAAGGAGUCUGGACCAGGAGGAUAAUGAACGUGGCAGGGAACCACGACAUUGGCUAUGCCGGGGACUUGACGCCGGAGCGGAUGGAGCGGUUUGAGCGGGUUUUCGGCAAGGCCAACUACGAGCUUCGUUUCGCCCUGCCCAUCCGAGAUGCCGAGGUCAACGCCAGCAUCCUCGACAGAGAGACAAAUCCAGAGUCCACGCGCUUGCCGCCGCAAAUACGAAUCCUCGUGCUCAACGACAUGAACCUCGACACUCCCGCCAAGGACCAGGGGCUGCAGGACGCAACAUACGAGUUCAUCAACGCCGCCAUUGGCUCAGCCGCAGCUGUCGGGCACCAGGGCCAGUUCACGCUGGUCCUUACCCACAUUCCCAUGUACAAACCCGAAGGCGUCUGUGUCGACGGUCCCUUUUUCGACUUUCACACGCGCGAGGAAGGCGGAGGCGUCAAGGAGCAGUAUCUCCUCAGCUCCGAUGCCAGCAAGGGCCUUCUCGAGGGAGUGUUCGGCCUCAGCGGGAACCCGGAAGGGGCCGGCAAGGGCAUGGGUCGCAGCGGCUUGGUUCUCAACGGACACGACCACGCAGGAUGCGAUACGUUUCACUUCAUCAACCAAACCAAUGGCACGGAGGUGACGGAUCGCUCUUGGGAGGUCGCGAGGUGGGCCGAUGCUCUCCCCAAGGGCCUACAUAGGCAGCCCAUGCUUCCUGGCCGCCGCGAGAUCACGGUCCGCAGCAUGAUGGGCGACUUUGGCGGCAACGCGGGCCUGCUGAGCAUGUGGUUUAACGAGAGCACUUGGGAGUGGGAGCACGGAUACAUGGACUGCCCUCUCGGCAAGCAACAUUUCUGGUGGCUGACUCACUUUCUGGAUCUAAGCGUUCUUUUUGGUGCUUUACUUUAUGCCAUGGUCCUCUGUCUGGAAUCGGCUGGGGUUGACGUUGACGGUCGGUUCUUACAAGGCGUUGGCUGGGCCCGGAACAUUCUGGAUGAGAUUAGACGGGGGAGCAUCAAGAAGUUUUCCAACGCGAGGCCUAACGGGACAGCAUGA
Messenger RNA from Hirsutella rhossiliensis, 1728 nucleotides. RefSeq lists its product as uncharacterized. Bases 1 to 1728 code for a protein of 575 amino acids. Gene Ontology annotation, biological process: GPI anchor biosynthetic process. The transcript has a single exon. NCBI's taxonomy places the organism in Eukaryota, Fungi, Ascomycota, Sordariomycetes, Hypocreales, Ophiocordycipitaceae. Gene Ontology annotation, cellular component: endoplasmic reticulum. The record is from RefSeq and is a predicted model, not a curated record.